Molecule: messenger RNA, 2583 nt
Organism: Pezoporus occidentalis (night parrot)
Lineage: Eukaryota; Metazoa; Chordata; Aves; Psittaciformes; Psittacidae
Product: acyl-CoA (8-3)-desaturase-like
Exons: 12
Coding region: 191-1537 (448 amino acids)
Biological process (GO): lipid metabolic process
Cellular component (GO): membrane
Molecular function (GO): oxidoreductase activity, acting on paired donors, with oxidation of a pair of donors resulting in the reduction of molecular oxygen to two molecules of water
Source: RefSeq, a predicted model, not a curated record
AUGGAAAGGGAGGAAACUAUGGAAGGGUGUGUUUGGGCAAGGGGAGCCAACCAGCCUAAAAUCACAGGGAGUGGCUUGGAGAGGGACUUUAUAACGGGCAGGCUGAGAUGGUUCAUUCUCAGCCUGGACACAGUGCUGCAAAACUUAGACCAGUUGCACCUCAGCACCAACUGCACAUCUACCAGUACAGAUGGCUCCACAGACUGGCUCCACCAGAAAGGAGACAAGACCUGCUUCAGCCUUUCUGCAGCUUCUCACUUGGGAAGAGAUCAAGAUGCACAAUGGCCAUGGGCAAGGACAGGAGCAAUGGCUGGUGAUUGACAGGAAAGUGUAUGAUGUCAGCAAGUUUUCCAAACGACAUCCUGGAGGCAGCCGAGUUUUAAGCCACUAUGCUGGGCAAGAUGCUACGGAUGCCUUUACAGCAUUCCAUAACGACAAGUCCCUGGUGAAAAGAUACUUGAGAUCACUGCUGAUUGGGGAGCUGGCACCAGAUCAACCCAGCUUUGAGUCUAAUAAAAAAAAAGCACUUUUAGAGGAUUUUCGUGAGCUGCGCUGCUCUGUUGAGAAGAUGGGACUUCUGAGGCCAAAUUACACCUUUUUCUUCCUGAUUUUCCUUCACUUCCUGGUACUGGAUGUUGCAUCCUGGCUCGUGGUCUGGCACUUUGGAAUAUCCUUUGUGCCUUUCGUGGUUGGCAUGGCGUUCUUCACCACUGCUCAGAUCCAGAUGGGCUGGUUCCAACAUGAUCUGGGGCACUGCUCUGUCUUCAGGAAGCCUAAAUGGAAUCGACUUCUGCAGAUUGUGGUGAUAAAUGUUCUGAAGGGGUUACCAGCCAGCUGGUGGAAUCACCUACACAACCAGCACCAUGCCAAACCCAACUGCUUCCGCAAAGACCCUGACCUCAACAUGCACCCACUCCUCUUCAGCUUGGGAAAGACCCUCUCUGUGGAGCUUGGAAAAAAGAAGAAGAAGUUCAUGCCUUACAAUUAUCAGCAUAAGUAUUUCAUCUUAUUGGCCCCACUUGCACUUGUACCCUUCUUCCAGCUGUCUAUAUUCUACUUUGCAAUCAAGAGGAAAAAGUGGUUGGACCUCUUACUGAUUGUGGCUUUCAACAUUCGACUCUGUCUCAUGUAUAUUCCUUUAAUGGGAUUUAACAACUUCAUGAUCUACUACUGGGUGUCCAGGUACCUGGAGAGUACCUGGUUUGUUUGGGUGACACAGAUGAAUCACAUUCCAAUGCACAUUGAUUAUGAUACGAAUAAAGACUGGGUAUCUACUCAGCUCCAUGCAACGUGCAAUGUGAAACAAUCUGGGUUCAAUGACUGGUUCACUGGGCACCUCAACUUCCAAAUUGAGCACCACCUUUUCCCCACAAUGCCUCGACACAACUACUGCAAAGUAGCUCCUCUGGUGAAAGCCCUUUGUGAGAAGCAUGGCAUUGAGUAUAAAAGCAAGACUUUACUGACAGCAUUUUCGGAUAUUUUGCAUUCACUGAAGGAUUCUGGGGAGCACUGGCUUGAAGCUUAUCUGCAUGGAUAGAAACUGGCAACUCUCAAAGAGAACGUCUUCACCAGGAAACUGCUGCAGAGUCAGCACAGACCAGCAGCGUGUGUGUGUCUUCUGGCAUAGAAACUUUGGAGCUGGGCAAAGCUAACUGCAGUAAGAAUGAGUGGUAAAGUGGUUUCAAGAGACAUUUUUUCUUGUUCUCAACCAUGGACCUCUGUUUUUCCUGUUCUCAAAAUCAGAACAUAGAGCCAUGAUGAACUGGGCCUUUAAACUGGGGAGAAGUGGCUCUUGAAUCAGCUCGCUCAGUUGACUUCAUUGAGGUGUCAGCUCAUUGCUUAUGGAAAAGUUGAGGAACACAAAAGAGUUUGAAAAGUGAACAACAAGACCCACCUGCAACCUGUUGAGCAACUUAAAUGUAUUAUGGACUACAGACAACAGCAGCCUUCUUUUAUCAAGCCCAGCGCACAAAGCAGGAGGAAUUUGGACUUUGCAUUUUUGCCUUUGGUUUUUAAGAACACCUCCAUUUAUUCUUUCUUUUUAUAUUGGUUUGUGUGUAGGUGCAGGUACUUAUAACACUGAUCAGGUUAUUUCCUAACAAUAGAUUUCCUUGAAAAGGAUCCUGUUUUAAAAAAGAGUUAUUAAAAACCUGCUUUGAAUGCAAUUUGGAAAUCCCUUCUAACCAGUACCUGGAACGAUUCUGUGUUCCCAAAUCCAAGGGUGGUUACAAUGGUGUCAUCCACAAUUAUGAGCAACAGCACUAACAUUUUAUGAGUGUUUGAGUGAUCAUACUAUCUUAAGUACUAAGGCAUGGAUUUCACUGCAUGCUGUGUUUGGGAAUAACUGAAGGCAUUUCUAAAUAGAAGUCUUGGUGAAGAUUAAGGAUUAAGGAUUCCUACUUUUUUUACUGGUGAGACUUGAAAGCUGUGCUAUUAGAUCCUGAGUCCCACUGAAAUCCUCUAAAUACAAUACUGGCACAAAAUGGUUCUUUCUGCUGUCAGUCUCACAAACCGAUUAUUUGUUACAUUUACUUGUCAUUCGACUCAUGUGAAUGUAGUAAUUGAAACCUGAUUUGAAUGAAA